This is a messenger RNA of Anguilla anguilla (European eel), 704 nucleotides long. Its product is annotated as voltage-gated hydrogen channel 1-like. Gene Ontology annotation, cellular component: plasma membrane. The transcript is spliced from 5 exons. Lineage: Eukaryota; Metazoa; Chordata; Actinopteri; Anguilliformes; Anguillidae. Gene Ontology annotation, biological process: proton transmembrane transport. Bases 13 to 639 code for a protein of 208 amino acids. The record is from RefSeq and is a predicted model, not a curated record. Gene Ontology annotation, molecular function: voltage-gated proton channel activity.
CCGUCAUUCUUCAUGACUGAGCAAGAGCCUGUGUCCAGUGAGGACUUAGUAGUGGUGUCAGUACCACAGCAUCAGGAGCCCCACAAUGUCCGGGAUUCCUUGCGCAGACUGUUCAGCCAUGACAGGUUUCAGAUUUUUGUGGUAUGCCUGGUGAUUCUGGAUGUUGUGUUUGUCCUGUGUGAGCUGCUCCUGGACCUGUCAAUUAUCAAAGCAGAUGACAGACAUAUUGCUCCCCAGGUGUUCCACUACCUCAGCCUGUCUCUGCUGACCUUCUUCAUGGUGGAACUGGCAGCCAAACUUUUUGCCUACCGGCUAGAGUUUUUCAAACACAAAUUUGAAGUGUUUGAUGGGGUGGUGGUCAUCGUGUCCUUUGUGCUGGACAUCGUGUAUGCCUCCCAUGAAGAUGCCUUCAAUGCAACAGGUCUCCUCAUCCUACUCAGGCUGUGGAGGGUGGCCAGGAUCAUCAACGGGGUAAUGGUUUCUGUGAAGAAUCGCGCUGACCAUAAAGUCCACAAGCUGAAGGAGACUAACAAACGCCUCAUCAUUCAGAUCAAUGACCAGCAGGAACACCGCUAUAGAGUAGAACAAGAAAACAUCAGACUGCAAACCCUUCUACAACAGCAUGACAUCAACUUCUGAUUAUCGUGGGAUUGGGUAAUGGGGGAUUUUCAUCAUCUCACCAUCUCUGUCUCAGCACCAUAAUA